AUGACCAUCGUGAAUUCAGCAAAACAUCUACAAGUUGUGCAUCCGAAAUCAAGUGAUAGUAGUAGAACCGCAAUUGAAUUGCGAAGUGUUUUCAACACAUCAACGUACACCCCCAAGUGCAAACAAAAUCUUCCCCCCGAGCGGGCGAUCAGCUGCUGUGCCAUCAAUCGUGCGACUUACCUGGAGUUCCUGUGUUGGUGGAUGCCGUCGACUGGAGACGGAAAGAAAUUCCCCGAAAUCCGAACCCCCGCAUCGGCCGUGCCCGAACAUUUGGUCCUUCGAGCCGGAUUCGAGGACAGAAGCUCAUCUGGACCAGCAUUGGAAUCCAACAUUCGCCAUCUUCGGAAGCGCAGUAGCAGCUGUGGUUUGUACAAUCACAUCAAGUCAAUCAUUGGUGGUGUGUCCGGUAUUUUUGGUGUCAACAAGUGUGAUUCGAGUGGUGGUAAUAUGGCUAGCAAGGCGGAGAAGAAAUUAGCAGCGGACCUUCUGACGCGACGACGAGCGUGUGCCGAGCGAGAUGUGGUGGAGAAGUUCAUUGCGGAGUACACCUAUGAACGGGAUUGUUGCCAGGUUGCGGUGCGUUUGGAGGCGCUAAACAAGUGCAACGAGCUGUUCCUGAACGUGCAGAAUGAUAUUGAGCUGGGCGAUCACGAAGAGAGGUUUGAAGGUCAUCUAGAGUUUCGGGCGGAUUUUGAGGAUCGAUUCUGCAGGGCGAAAGGUUUUUUGCUGUCCAAACUGGAAAGUAGGGAGCAUCCGUUGAGUUCGACGAUCAUGCACGCAUCGUCUUCACACAACAUGUCUGCUAGUUUCCACCAUCGUUUGCCGAAAAUCGAUCUGCCGAAGUUCAGCGGAGAUGAGUCGCGUUGGAUCUCAUUUCGUGAUAACUUUAUCUCAAUGAUCCACUGCAACGAAGAUAUUCCGAUCGUGAACAAGCUGCAAUAUCUUCUACAGUCACUGGAGGGAGAAGCUAAGAAGCCGUUUGAGUCUGUGGACAUCCAAGCGGACAACUAUUCGUCGACAUGGGAUGCACUGAAGAAGCGGUACGAUAAUAAACGGUUUCUCAGGAAGGAAUUGUUUCGAGGCCUGUACAAUCUCCCAUCGAUAAAGCGUGAGUCAGCACAGGACCUCAACACUCUGGUUGAUGACUUUCAGCGACAUAUCAAGGCAUUGGGAAAAUUGGGCGAGCCAGUAGAGCACUGGGACACUCCACUUAUUUUCAUUCUUUCGAAUAAAUUGGAUGCAGCAACGAUCCGCGCUUGGGAGCAAGAUACUCGUCAAAAGGACGAAGUAAAGUACGACGAGCUCAUCGAUUUUUUGAUCCAACAUGUUCGAAUGCUGAAAUCCGUUGCCAGUGAUCUGCAGCACCGUUCAACAGUGUUGACUGUUUCCAGGGUGGCCGGACAAACACCGAAGAAGCCGUCAGCGAUCAAAUCCGUCGUCAACGCAGCAACAUCCGAGUCACAAUCCAGCACACAACAGUGUCACUGUUGUUCCAAAACGCACCCUUUGCACCAGUGUCCAGCAUUCAAGAAGCUGUCGAUCUCCCAGCGGCGAGAACUAGUUACGAGGCACAGUCUUUGCCGAAACUGCUUCCGUUCAAAUCACCAGGCACGAGCGUGCAAGUCGAAGUUUGUUUGUAGAAACUGCCAAACUAAGCACCACACUAUGUUGCACGAUCAACCAGCCCCGCAACCCACGUCGGCGAUUCAAGGCACCAGUGGUUCACUCAGCCCGCCAGCAAUCAACUUAUCUGUGCAUUCCAACUCGACGGUUCUACUGGAAACAGUUGCGCUUCUAGUGGUCGAUCGGUAUGGAAGGCAAAUUCCAGCACGCGCUCUUCUGGAUUCUGCAGCGAUGUCUAACUUUAUUACGAAGAAGCUGGCGAACGAGCUCGCCACUAGACAAAGCCCCGUGGACAUCUCAGUUGCAGGAAUAGGAGAGUCCGUCAAGCGCAUCAAGCACCAGCUAACGGCCAAGAUUGUUUCCAGGAACAGUGACUUCUCCACCACACUCGAUUUUCUAGUUAUGAGGAAGCCGACAUCAAAUCUGCCCACAAUACCUAUCGACACAUCUGCGUGGAACAUUCCUGAAGUGCCUUUGGCGGAUGUCCAUUUCAAUGUUCCAGCUACGAUCGAUAUAAUCAUCGGUGGAGAGUGCUAUCACGAGCUCCACACCGGCGUUCGCCAAUCUCUUGGCAACGGCUUCCCGUUCUUGGUGGACACACACUUUGGCUGGACAGUUUCCGGCAAGGUAACGACCGGCUCCACCACCGCACCACGAGCGUGCUACAUCUCCGCCGUUGACCAGAACUUGGACUCUACUCUGGAACGUUUCUGGGAGCUGGACACCGUCGAUGAAGGCCAAAACCUCUCAGCAGAAGAACGGAAGUGCGAAGAGAUUUUUGCCAGCACCACCACUCGAAAUCACGAUGGAAGGUACGUCGUACGGCUGCCCCGGACUGAUGAUUCCCAGAUCACCCUUGGAGACUCUCGCAUGAUCGCAAUUCGCCGGUUCUACAGCUUAGAACGCCGCCUACAGCGAGAUGACUCCACCAAAAUGGCCUACCACAAAUUCAUCGAAGAAUACGCACAACUUGAACACAUGUUUAAGAUAGAUCCUGUCGUCGAUAACAAACCACACUGCUAUCUGCCACAUCACCCGGUCUUCAAGGAAGCCAGCACAACCACCAAGGUACGCGUGGUAUUCGACGCUUCUUGCAAGACCACAUCCGGGUAUUCGCUGAACGAUGUGCUGCUCGUCGGUCCGGUCGUCCAACAGGAUCUGCUGUCCAUCACCCUUCGAUUCCGUACAAAGGCCAUCGCUCUUGUAGCGGACAUUGAAAAAAUGUACCGUCAAGUUAAUUUACAUCCCGAUGAUCAGCCCUUUCAUCGAAUCCUUUGGAGGGAGAACCCUUCUGAACCGUUGGAUACUUACGAACUCCGCACCGUUACUUACGGAACCGCUUCAGCUCCGUACCUGGCAACUCGUGUUUUGAAGCAGUUAGCCAUUGAUGAAGGAGAUAGGUUCCCAGUCGCAGCCGAAGCCAUCGAUGACUACUACAUGGAUGAUUUACUAUCCGGUGCCAACGAUCUAGAGUCCGCUAUACAAAAACGCCGCCAGAUGUCCGCGAUGUGUCAGUCUGCCGGAUUUCAGCUGAGAAAGUGGGCUUCUAACAACCGAUCGGCUCUUGUAGACGUUCCAUCUGCAGACCUUGCCAUCGAUCCACUGCAUGACUUGAACGAAGAUCAAUCGGUAUCGACUCUCGGCCUAGUUUGGGAUACUCGAACUGAUAUGCUGCGGUUCAACAUCAACCUUCCACUUCCUGCGUCGGUGCUGACCAAGAGGAAAGUAAUCUCCUACAUAGCGAGGAUUUUCGAUCCGCUGGGCCUCGUCGGACCAGCUAUAACACUGGCCAAGCUGUUCAUGCAAAAGUUGUGGCGACUUAGAUCAGAAAAGGACGAACCGUACGAUUGGGAUCGGCCUCUGCCUUCGAAGCUGCAGGAGGAGUGGAAGCAGUUCCAUGCAACGCUCUACAUUUUAGCCGACAUUCGAAUUCCUCGGUUUGUCAACGGAUAUGCAGAUUGUUCGAUCCAGCUCCAUUUCUUCUGUGACGCAUCUGAAGCUGCAUAUGGAUCUUGUUGCUUCGUUCGUUCCGAGUUUGCAGGCGAAAUCAGAGUGCGGUUGUUGACCUCCAAAUCCAAGGUUGCUCCUUUGGCCAAGAAACAUUCGAUUGCACGUUUGGAGCUAUGCGCAGCUGUUCUAUCCACAAAGUUGUUCCGGAAGGUACAAGGCGCGAUUGGGUCAUCAGAACACGUUUAUUUCUGGUCUGACUCAACCACAGUCCUCCAAUGGUUGAGGUCGCCACCGCAUCGAUGGAGAACCUUUGUUGCCAAUCGCGUUACUGCUAUCCAGACUGGCACUGAAGGUUUCAAUUGGAGACACGUCCCGGGAGUGCAGAAUCCAGCCGACGAACUUUCUCGUGGACUACAGCCCUCCGAUCUUCUCAACCAAGCUCGAUGGUGGAACGGUCCAGAUUGGCUGUCGUCGUCAUCGGAAUAUUGGCCACGAUGUGUUUUGCCGGAGAAUGAUUCACCAGAGGUCGCUGAAGAAAGUCCUUCUGUCAGUUUAGCUGCCACCGUUUCCGAAAAAGAGGAUUUUGCAGACCAGCUGUUCACUCGGUAUUCAACGUUCAAGCGACUCAACCGGGUAACAGCCGCUUGUAUCAAAUACAUCAAGGCACUCCAAGCUGCAGCUAUAAGGAGGAAAAAUCAACUAGUUACGCCGUUCCCUACACCCAAUGAGUUAGCGAUCGUCUACCUUUCAGCUGAAGAUUUAGCCGAGGCAGAUCGUGCGCUGCUCCGAUUAGCCCAGUCACAGCUAUACGCGGAAGAGCUCUCCGAGUUCCAAAAUCCCAAACGUACGAGAAAUCCGCUGUCGUCGCAGCUACGAUACCUACGUCCUUUUCUCUGUGAUGAUGGUAUUAUUCGCGUUGGUGGUCGCCUAAGGAAUGCAGACGUUGCGCAGAGUGUCAAACAUCCAGCAGUUCUCUCGGCUAAGCAUCCACUGGCAAGGCUUAUUACGGAGCAUUACCAUCGAACGCUUUUGCAUGCUGGACCGCAGUUGAUGAUUGCCACUAUUCGCCAGAGAUACUGGAUUCAUGGAGGAAGAAAUUUAGCUCGCCAAACGUACCAUGGCUGUAUGAAAUGCUUUCGGCAGAAGCCGACCCUCGUUGAGCAAAGCUCCGCAGAUCUACCAAAAUCCCGUGUGAUCCAAGAUCGUCCAUUCGCUGUGUGUGGAGUCGACUAUUUCGGGCCCAUUUUUAUCAAGUCACCGAUUCGUCGUCAUGGUCCAACAAAGGCAUAUGGUGCCAUUUUCGUAUGUUUCGUUACGAAGGCCGUUCACAUUGAGUUGGUGUCGGAUCUGUCAACGCCCGCCUUUCUGUCAGCACUUCGUCGCUUCGUUGCCCGUCGCAGUCGCCCGAGGGAAAUUCAUUCGGACAACGGGACAGCUUUCAAAGGUGCAUCGAACGCUCUUCACCGAUUGUACGACAUGCUGAAGAAAAACAGCGAAGACAGGGAGCAGAUAUUCAACUGGUGUGCAACGGAAAGAAUCCAGUGGAAAUUCAUUCCUCCGCGAGCUCCGCAUUUCGGUGGAUUAUGGGAAGCUGCGGUGAAGUCUGCCAAACACCAUAUUCUACGUGAGAUAGGACACACGAACAUGAGCUACGAGGACAUGACCACACUGCUCGCUGAAGUGGAGAUGGGCCUUAAUUCACGUCCAAUCACCCCGAUCCCGACGGAAUCCGAUGAUCUCGAGGUGUUAACUCCAGGACACUUCCUUGUGGGCACCAACUUGCAAGCCGUUGACGAUGUGGAUGAUACUGCAAAGCCCGACGACAACCAUCUCGACCAUUGGAAGCUCACCACAAAACGGAUGCAGGGUAUCUGGGCUCGUUGGUAUCCCGAAUAUCUCGCCCAACUACAAACCCGCGCUAGGAAGGGAAGCAAAUCGGCGGUUCCGGUGGAGGUUGGAAAAAUCGUGGUAAUCAAGGAAGACAACUUACCACCAGCCUUGUGGCCACUAGGUCGCAUCACAAAACUUCAUCCCGGCCGAGAUGGAGUUGUUCGUGUUGUGGGACUGAAGACAGCCAAGCGUGAUGACGUCAUCAGAGCGGUGAACCGGAUAGCCAUCUUACCCACCGCCAGCAUCCAAGACGUUAACCCAACAACCACCGAAGAUUAG
Messenger RNA from Uranotaenia lowii, 5742 nucleotides. RefSeq lists its product as uncharacterized. The coding region runs from base 1 to 5742 and encodes 1913 amino acids. Gene Ontology annotation, biological process: DNA integration. Gene Ontology annotation, molecular function: nucleic acid binding. NCBI's taxonomy places the organism in Eukaryota, Metazoa, Arthropoda, Insecta, Diptera, Culicidae. The record is from RefSeq and is a predicted model, not a curated record. The transcript is spliced from 3 exons.